Molecule: messenger RNA, 210 nt
Organism: Colletotrichum tamarilloi
Lineage: Eukaryota; Fungi; Ascomycota; Sordariomycetes; Glomerellales; Glomerellaceae
Exons: 2
Coding region: 1-210 (69 amino acids)
Source: RefSeq, a predicted model, not a curated record
AUGCAGCAGGCCGCCCUAGGAGAGCCCAAGGGUCGAUCCAAUUGGCAACGUGCCAGUGUUCCCUCGACUGUGCUCCGGAGCACCUGGAAGCUUCCUCGGUCGCCGACCCCACAUUUACCGCUGGAGAGAGAAGCUGACGAGAUCACUACCGUCGGUGACGAAUGCCCUCAUUCACACCCACUCUUAUUCUCACCCGCGCCCUCACUCUAG